UUUCUUCCUGGCUCAUUUGAUCAUCCUCCUUGCAAUCCGGCUGAGAAGAUUUCAAGUGGUUACAAGUGCUGGGAGUUCCUUCAUUACAUCUAUGGGCUUGGUCCUGGUCUUCUGCAUGGUAUUCUUUCUGACAGAUGCUGGCAAAACUUUUGCAAACUUGCUGCUAGCGUGUGGAUUAUAUUCCAGCUACACAUUCCCUAUAGUCAGUUGCUCAAAGCAUCAACCUUGCUGGCAGAUUUUGUGCAUGACUUCAAAGUUCUCUAUGUCAAGUGCAAAGUCUCUUGCCUUCACUUUGUCCUGCAAUGCAUGUACGCUCUUACACACGCACCCAGUGCCACCUUUCAAUUAGGUCCUCUUGGCUGUUCAUCACAGUUUCCCAUGGAGUGGACCAUGGGAGACCUGGGUGCUGAAAUUAAGCAACCAUUGAACUCAUUUGCUAAUCUGGCUGAGCAUGCGCUGCAUCGAGCAUAG
Molecule: messenger RNA, 471 nt
Organism: Heterobasidion irregulare TC 32-1
Lineage: Eukaryota; Fungi; Basidiomycota; Agaricomycetes; Russulales; Bondarzewiaceae
Exons: 1
Source: RefSeq, a predicted model, not a curated record